Octopus bimaculoides (California two-spot octopus) is the source of this 623-nucleotide messenger RNA. RefSeq lists its product as uncharacterized. Gene Ontology annotation, molecular function: chitin binding. Gene Ontology annotation, cellular component: extracellular region. NCBI's taxonomy places the organism in Eukaryota, Metazoa, Mollusca, Cephalopoda, Octopoda, Octopodidae. The record is from RefSeq and is a predicted model, not a curated record.
CUCGGGGAAGGUUGUCAAACGAUUAACUUUUGAUCGCGAGCUGCAGUUUGAAUUUUAUCGUUUGAGAAGAAACAAAAAUCUUUCCAACAAUGUCCAUCAGAUAUCUUCUCUUUGUGGGCAUUUGUCUUGGCAUUGCCAGACACGUCUAUGCCGUAGAUUUGACCCUGAAACCUGGUGAGACCAGCGAUGCUGUAAUCGAUGCAACCGUAAGAGAAAUCCGAACGAAAUGUAUUCUGGCACAAGACUAUUAUUUCUUGAGAAGGUUAGCAGUGGCCCAGAUGAAGUCUAUCGCAUCACCAACCGGUGGAAUAUGGAGGGUAACCAAUGCCCAAUUGAAAACCGUCCAAAAUGCUUGCACUGGUAGACUGAUGGCAACUUGUCGUAAAGUUCAAACUAAGUUCAUUAUUGAUGUAUCGACCGUAACAAUGUCCGACCUACAAAAACCCCUACACUCUGGACUGAUAAUGAGCUUGUUUAUCUCAAGCUCUGUACCGCCGGUUCCGCUUCAAAAAGGACAGCAAGCACUUUCGUGGAAACAUUAUAUUAAUUCGAACGGCAACGUCAGUCAAUUUUCGAUCUGGUCAAAUGAAUUAGAAAAGUUAAGCGGUGAGUAAAAUUAUUAU